AUGCGUGCGCCGCUCGUUCAGCCUCGGGAGGGACGUGUACUUUGCCCCAACGUGGCCCCAAUUCGAAGUCCUCCGGUGAUGGGCGAGCCGGUGCUGCAACGAUGGAAGGAGCUGACCCACGAGAUGCUGAAGCACGUGACCCGCGAGGACGCCCGACGAGCUCACGAGCGACAAGUGGAUCGCAAGUGUCCACAUCCUCCGGAGUCAGUGGUGAACGGGGCGAAUCAGUACGGCAGCUGGGAGCGAUGCUUGCUGUGCCAGACCAAGCUGAGCUACACGCCCCAUCGCGUGAAGCCCCCGCCAAAGAAGAAGGGCGCCAAGCUGGAGGUUGCCUACCAGACGCAGACGGUGCCCAAGAUGAAGGUGAGGGACCAGCCGGCCGAGAAGGCAGCGAGUCACUCCGGCAGCUCCAGCGACUCCAAGGAGAUGAUCGAGGCUCUGGGAAGGGUGAUGCUGCAGAGCACCACUGCCCUGCAGGCGACGAUGGCGGAGUCGAACCAGCAGGUGAUGAUCGGCCUGGCCGAGAGCAACCGCCAGGUGCUGACCGGGAUUGCCACGAUGGUGGACUCCGUACACGCGCUGCGAGGCGAGGUCGCGGCAGCGGUUCGAGCACAACCUCCAGGGCAAGAUCAGGCCGACGGCACCUACCACGUGGUGCUGAGGAGCGGUGAGCCGGUGGAGAUGCCUCAGGUUUUCUAUGAGGGGCGGGCGACGAUGGGCAAGCCAGUUCACGGACCCGGCGGACAAGCUCAAAUUCCAUGCUGCUGGAAGCUCCCGAACCUCGACUACCUCCUCCACAAUGAGGAUCUCCUGGAUGAGUCCCACGUGACGAUCACCACGGUCUUCGACGGACUUCGGCUUGAUGCUGAGGACCCCCACUGGAAGGAGGUGGUGGCGCUGCAGACUUUCAGUCCCAGAAAGGGAUGGCACUGUAGCAGCCAUCGGUGCAGCAGCAGCUUUUGGAAGCAGUUUGCCAAUGACCGGCCCGACCUCGUCAUCAUGGCUCCUCGCUUCGCCGGUCAGAUCUAUCGAGAGGUGGACACCGAGAACAAAGGUCCCCGGCAGAUCCGACGUGAGGAGACACUUAUUGGGGGAGAGGCCAGUGAUCUCAACUUUUGUGUUCACGUUGCCUUGGACCAGCACCGAGCCGGACGCAAGUUUCUUUUGGAGUGUCCGCAAGCCUACGGGCAAGAGCUCCGGGAGCAG
Symbiodinium sp. CCMP2456 is the source of this 1206-nucleotide messenger RNA. The record is from the annotation of a GenBank genome assembly. Lineage: Eukaryota; Dinophyceae; Suessiales; Symbiodiniaceae.